CUCUCUCCCCGUCCUGCUCCUUCAAGAGCAGCCGAAAGGGUUGGUUGUACAGAGGGACAGAUUGAGAGAACGAUCACGUAUGCUCGAGAGUACAUCAUUUUCAAAUAUAUAUCAUGAUAAUGAAGGAAAAACAUCUUGAUUACUUGUUAGUUCCUACAGGCCUUACAGUAAUGUUGGCAUAUCACAUAUGGCUUCUCUAUCGAAUUGUGCUGCACCCCAACAAGACUGUCAUCGGCAUCAACGCCACCAAUCGCAAGUUCUGGGUCCAAGCUAUGAUGGAGGACGCGCCCAAGAAUGGUGUUCUUGCCGUACAGACACUGAGAAACAAUAUAAUGGCAUCGACCCUAUUGGCUUCCACCGUUAUAAUGCUUAGCUCCCUCAUUGCCCUCUUGAUGUCAAGCAGUAGCUGGGAAAAAUCGUCAUAUAAUCUUGUGUUUGGGGUCAGAACCGAGCUUGGCUUCACCAUAAAGUUCUUCUCCAUAUUGGUCUGCUUCUUGUUCGCUUUCCUGCUCAACGUGCAGUCUGUAAGGUACUACAGCCAUGCAAGCAUCCUCAUCAACGUGCCUUUCAAGAAGGUGUCAUCGAGUCCGCACUAUCUUCAUCUCACAGCCGAGUAUGUUGCCAGGACUGUGAAUAGGGGCGGCUAUUUCUGGUCUCUAGGUUUGCGUGCCUUCUACUUCUCUUUCCCUUUGUUUUUCUGGCUCUUUGGGCCUAUUCCCAUGUUGCUUUCCUGCUUUGUCCUGGUUUUCAUGCUCUAUUUCCUUGAUGUCACACUUGAAUUUGGGAGUGCGGUUGCUUUUUCUGACAAUGACCACGGCAAGGAUCAUGUGGCACUUGGGAUGGAAACUUGAAGUUGGUCCCUCGUGUGGUUGGCUUAUGGUGCCAUUUUCAAGUACUUUAGCAUGCAGGGAGGCAUACCUUAGAAUGGCUGCACGCUAAGACGAAAGACGAAGAGGGUAUUCCAGCUAACUACUUAGGUUUAUAGGAAGAAAAUAAGCGCAGUCCCUAUUCAACUCAAGUUGAAUUAAGUUACGCAUCCUGUUGUUAUAGCUUGUAAUAGUAUCUUAUCUUUUUGGCAUGCUUUGUUAACUUAGUGCAGUACCUCCUUGCAUUUAUGUUCAAUUAUUUCCGCUUUCAGAUUUGGA
Messenger RNA from Juglans regia (Persian walnut), 1145 nucleotides. RefSeq lists its product as uncharacterized. The record is from RefSeq and is a predicted model, not a curated record. The transcript is spliced from 2 exons. Lineage: Eukaryota; Viridiplantae; Streptophyta; Magnoliopsida; Fagales; Juglandaceae. Bases 114 to 851 code for a protein of 245 amino acids.